UGUCGACGCACCUAACGCCAUCUGUUGGCAGCCGCGAGAACUAACGACGACCAUGGAAGGGAUGCGCGAGGGCCGGCGGCCGCCACCCUCCUACCAGCACCGUCACUCUCUCAUCUACCUCGACUUCACACAUUGCCAAUUACUUGUACCUCUGUAUUUUUUGAAAAUUAUAAUAAAUUUAAAUUCAAAAUUAAACAAAUACCAAAAUUCAUUGAAGAGUUCCCUGCCCGCUGAUAGCUAGCCUAGGAUCCAAGUCAGUAGCCGCAACAUAUUGGACCUCCAUCGCCGGACUCAUCGCAGAACCAGCUCAGCAUCACGGUCAGGCCAGUAAACCCUUCCUUCCCUCCUCAACCAUUCUUCGAUUUGUGCUAAUACAGUGUUUAUGUGCAAAUUCCAGUGAUUACCUACAUACGCGCGACCGCUACGGCUGUCCGAGCGCCGACCGCGCGCCACGUGUCGAACCUUCUAGAACAACUACCCCAAUGAUCUACUCCCACUCACACCAGCUCACUUCCUCAUUGGCCGACCGCUCACCGCUCCAGCUGGCGAAGACCUGACGGCUACUCCAACGCUGCGCCUAUCACGCUAUGAUCGCGUGGAGCAGAUGCGGCAGAACUUCUGGACGAGAUGGUCGAAGGAAUACGUUUCUGAACUCCAGAAGAGAACGAAAUGGCAGACACACAAACACACCCUGAUCCCUGAUACCCUCGUCCUAAUCAAGGAGGACAACGUACCGCCACUUCAAUGGCGCCUGGGACGAGUGCUGCAGACCUUCGCCGGGGGCGACGGCAUCUCACGCGUGGCCAGCAUCAAGACGGCCACAGGCAUCAUACAGCGGUCAUUCUCCAAGAUAUGCCCGUUGUUUCCUCAAGAAGAUGACCCACUGAUGACCCAUACACCUCUUUGGAACCAACCGGGUGCUUCCAAGGCCGGGGGCAUGUCGACGCACCUAACGCCAUCUGUUGGCAGCCGCGAGAACUAACGACGACCAUGGAAGGGAUGCGCGAGGGCCGGCGGCCGCCACCCUCCUACCAGCACCGUCACUCUCUCAUCUACCUCGACUUCACACAUUGCCAAUUACUUGUACCUCUGUAUUUUUUGAAAAUUAUAAUAAAUUUAAAUUCAAAAUUAAACAAAUACCAAAAUUCAUUGAAGAGUUCCCUGCCCGCUGAUAGCUAGCCUAGGAUCCAAGUCA
This is a messenger RNA of Plutella xylostella (diamondback moth), 1195 nucleotides long. Lineage: Eukaryota; Metazoa; Arthropoda; Insecta; Lepidoptera; Plutellidae. The record is from RefSeq and is a predicted model, not a curated record.